Corticium candelabrum is the source of this 2340-nucleotide messenger RNA. RefSeq names its product terminal nucleotidyltransferase 4B-like. Gene Ontology annotation, biological process: RNA 3'-end processing. The coding region runs from base 70 to 2049 and encodes 659 amino acids. Gene Ontology annotation, molecular function: poly(A) RNA polymerase activity; mRNA binding. The record is from RefSeq and is a predicted model, not a curated record. The transcript is spliced from 12 exons. Gene Ontology annotation, cellular component: nucleolus; TRAMP complex. NCBI's taxonomy places the organism in Eukaryota, Metazoa, Porifera, Homoscleromorpha, Homosclerophorida, Plakinidae.
UCGCUCAGCCCACUGGUGGCGUCCACCCGGACUGACACUCUCCAUCCCAUUGUUCCUGUGUCGCAGUGAAUGGAGACAAGUUUCGGUUGGUCACAACCAGAAGAAGAAGGACCCGCUUUGGACACAUGGACUAAAACCUACAUCACCUCCAUUGGACAGCGACGUCAGCAACCACUCAGCCGAACGUACGACGAACUGAAGCCCGUUCUGGAGUAUUUACCUCUGCAAUCGGAGAACAGGGAGUCUGGAGAGCAGCGCGACGGGACGCGACGGCUGAAAGAAGCGACACGAUGCGAGGGAAAGAAAACUGUUAGCAAAACUGAUGGCUUCAAAUUGCCGACUGUGAAUACCACUCCGUGGGUGAAAAGGAAAUACACCAAUGGAGUGAUUGGGUUGCACGAGGAGAUUCUAGACUUUACUGACUUUGUCACACCGCUUCCAGAAGAGCACAGAAUGAGGCAGGAAGUUGUGGAUAAAAUUAGGAAGGUUGUGGCCAAUCGGUGGCCUAACGCUACGGUCGAUUAUUUCGGUAGCUUUAGAACGAUGCUGUAUCUACCGACAAGUGACAUUGAUAUUGUUGUCUUUGGUGAAUGGGAUUCUUUGCCUCUUCGGACCUUGGAACAGCAACUAAUUGACAAUAAAAUUGCAGAUCCCGACUCAGUCAAGGUGUUGGACAAAGCUAAAGUCCCUAUCAUUAAACUGACUGACAGGGAAAGUAGAGUAAAAGUAGACAUCAGUUUUAAUACAAAGACUGGGAUAGAAAGUGCUGGUCUCACUGCAGACUUUCUUCACCAGUAUCCACUUCUUCGGAGAUUAGUUGUUGUAUUGAAACAGUUUCUACUUUUGCGUGAUAUGAACGAGGUAUUCACUGGAGGAAUUAGCUCAUAUAGUCUCAUUUUAAUGGCUGUCAGCUUUCUUCAGCUUCAUCCUCGUCUAAAUGCUACUUUGGAUGAUGCUAACCUGGGGGUUCUACUAAUUGAGUUCUUUGAGUUAUAUGGCCGAAAUCUAAACUAUGCAAAUGUUGGUAUCAGUGUUUCCAGAGGUGGUAGAUACUUCAAUAAGAAUGAGUUCUAUAAGACAAAUUUAGAUGGAUUUAUGCCUUCUCUGUUGUGUAUUCAGGAUCCUUUAGACGAAACUAAGGAUAUAAGUCGAAGCUCCUAUGGAGCUAUGCAAGUAAAGCAGGCCUUUGACUAUGCUUACAUCGUUCUUGUUCAAGCAGUAUUGAAUCCCGAGCCUCCUAGAUUUCGUGGUACUACCACGACAUUGGGCCGAAUUAUUCGCAUUCCUGAAGAGGUUAUUUCUUACAGGAAUUGGGUGGAAGGGAAAUGGGCACUGCCACGCGUUGAUGUGUCAGUGUCGAAUGCUUUUAUAACAGCUUCAUCAGCUUUGUCUGUUUCCUCUAAGUCUUGUUCAUCCGCAGUUUUGGAUAAUCAUUCUCAAGUCUCUGUUGGAAAGGGAGGUGAUAAAUUGAAGUCUGACACUGUUUCAUAUGCUGCUGCUGCCAGUGGCACAUUGAGCGGACAAGUCUUUGGUUUUGUGGAGUCCAAGUCACUUCUGGAAGAUGGAAAUGAAGUGAAAUCCAGGAGGCAAAAGCCAAUAGAUUCAGCGCCUGUUAGUGGUUCACUUAUUUCUGACAGUCAAGCUGAUAGUGACUUUGAGCUGUCGUCAGUUUCAAGCAAUCAGUCUUCACCAUCUAAAUCAGACAAUGGUCAUUCUGAUCCAGAACUUCAGAUGCGUGGCAGUAUGACAUCUAGGAGUCCCCUCUGUAAGCCUCUUUCAAGCGUUCAGAGAGUUGUAUCCAAUCGAGAUGAAACUAGGAAGAAAGCUAGAAUGAGGAGAUUUGGUAAGAGUGGUCAAAAGCUAGAUGUGUCAUCAGACAAUGAAAAAGCUGUUAUCACCUUUCAAUCUGCAUCAUCUACCAAAUCAGCUGUUCUUCCUUUGCCAGAUGAGCCUCGAAGUAGAAGUAACAGUAGUGGUAGUAAUGCUAGUAAUUCUGGCAAGCCAUCACGAAAGAGGACAAAGAAGAAUCAUUAUAGCUAUUUGAAAUGAAAAACGGCAUUGUUUCUGUGGCAUGUAACAGGAUGGAUCUCAUCAUUAGCCCUAUGUCAAUUGGGGUGAAGAAUGUACGUUUAUGGACUGGUUCUUAGAGACUUGAGUCAGUCGCAGUUAUCCUUUUACAAUUAUUUGGGUGGUUUAAAUUAAGUGUAGAUUUUUAUUGUCCACAGUCGACUUUUAAGGGUCACCACACCCUCUUAUAGUUGGUCACGUGCUAUAGUUGCACUGGACUAGCAGUACUAGUGCUUCGCUUCGUACUAAGACUAAGAGACAUAUGGAUCGGCG